Molecule: messenger RNA, 1311 nt
Organism: Suillus paluster
Lineage: Eukaryota; Fungi; Basidiomycota; Agaricomycetes; Boletales; Suillaceae
Product: glycoside hydrolase family 23 protein
Exons: 7
Coding region: 1-1104 (367 amino acids)
Source: RefSeq, a predicted model, not a curated record
AUGAAACUCACCGCGUCACUUCUUGCUGUGCUCACCACCGUCGCCGUCGCCGUCGCCGUCCAAGCUGGACACAGCUUCGAGAAGCCUUCUGUGCUGGGUAGACAUGCCACUCUUGCUGCUCGAAACAAGGGUGCGUUUGGUAUUAACGCACCCAAGCUACGGAGGAACAAAACCUGCAGGCCGAGACCCGUCAGUCGUGUUUUGAAUUUGAAUGUUGUCAGCUCGGAAACUCCUACACCGUCAGCUCCUGCAUCGUUUGCAAAUUCAACCUCAGCUUCAGGUUCGACGGCAACAUCGGCUCCGACUGCAACAUCGACUCCGACUGCAACAUCGACUCUGACUGCAACAUCGACUCCGACUCCACCCCCAACUUCACCAGCUCCUCAGCCCCCGACAUCUGAUAACGGAUCUGGUAACAACAACUCUGGAGGUGGACUUGUCCAAGUCGUCUCUUCCAACGGUUGUGGAUCUAGCGGUGCAACAAAGGAAAUCACUGCAUUGAGCGGUCCGAAUGGCCAUAUUGAUUUCCUGACCUGCGGGAUUAAUAGUGGCGGAUGGGAGCCACCUGUGCUGACAAUCCAGAAUAUCGUUACUGCUGACUUGUCAGCAGUCGCAUACCAAGAUGGUUCUGCAUUCACAAAUUGCAAGGACUUCGUUCCGAUAUUUGAGAAAUACGGUAGCCAGUAUGGAAUCCCUGCUAUUCUCAUCGCAUCUUUUGCCAUGCAGGAGAGUUCGUGUAUUCCGAGCACCGUCGGUGGAGCUGGCGAGCAAGGUUUAAUGCAGCUCACCAGUGACAAGUGCGUUGGUGCUCCAAAUGGUGAUUGCAAGGACGUUGAUUUCAACAUCGGUGCUGGUGCCAAGUUCUUCUCACAGCUGCUCAAUGACAACGACGGCGACCUUCUCACCUGCAUUGGUCAUUAUAAUGGCUGGUUCAAGGGGAUGACUUAUGACGACGCAACCGCUGCUGCCCACGGCGGUAACUGCAGGGAGCAGAACAACCUCGACUAUUUGCACCAAUUCUUGAACGGGUGGUGCCAGGAUGUCAAUGCCUACCAGCACAACCCUCCUCUUGGGAAGUACUUCAACCUGAACGUCUGCCAAUAAGCGACAUUCGCUCCCAUCGCAACCAUUUUCACUGGCACUCUAUUUUAGACACAUUUAUUAGCAUUAAGCGAGAGUUUGAAACGAUCCUGAUACCACAUACCCUUAUACCUGCUUUAUAGUGACGCUGUCUGUCCUGUUAUUGUACUUAUUUUUUCUGGUUAGUAUAGAGCUCCUUUGUGUGCGAAUCUUAGUCUUCAUCGAACAUCC